This is a messenger RNA of Fukomys damarensis (Damara mole-rat), 2399 nucleotides long. RefSeq names its product protocadherin beta 5 (gene Pcdhb5). The transcript has 2 exons. The coding region runs from base 287 to 2032 and encodes 581 amino acids. Gene Ontology annotation, molecular function: calcium ion binding. The record is from RefSeq and is a predicted model, not a curated record. Gene Ontology annotation, cellular component: plasma membrane. Gene Ontology annotation, biological process: homophilic cell-cell adhesion. Lineage: Eukaryota; Metazoa; Chordata; Mammalia; Rodentia; Bathyergidae.
ACUGAAUACUAUGCAAUAGUUAAUACGGACACUUGGUGGCGCUGUAGGAUAAGAGUGUGAAUAAUGUCUCUGCUAAAAAUCGGGAGCCCAUUAUGCUGGGAAUCAAAACUGAAUGCUCCCUAAAGGAAGGAAGCAUUUUAAAUAGCAUGUAGGGGAGAGAUCUUCAGAGAAGGUACCAUUCUAAAUGCAAGUGUGCCACCUUUAAUUAAUGAUUAUUUAACCAAAGCAUCUGGGUGGAUUGUACACUGAGGUGAAGAAACUGCACCUUCUGGACCAGGUCUGAACAAUGGAGACUGCACUAGCAACCACGCUGCACAAAAGGCAAGUGAUUUUUCUUGUUACGCUGUUGUUUUUCGGGGGUGCUAGCUCUGAGGCAAUUAGGUAUUCGAUGCCAGAAGAAACAGAAAGUGGCUACCUUGUAGCCAACCUGGCAGAAGAUCUGGGGCUCAGGGUGGGGGAACUGGCCACUCGAGGAGCGCGAAUCCAUUGCAAAGGAAAGAAACAGCUCUUGCAGCUCGAUGUAAAGACUGGCAAUUUGCUUCUACAAGAAAAGCUAGACCGGGAGGGGCUGUGCGGGGCGACAGAACCCUGUAUGUUGCAUUUCCAACUGUUACUGGAAAACCCGGUGCAGUUUUUUCAAGGUGAUCUGCAACUCACAGAUAUAAAUGACCAUUCUCCAGAGUUCUUAGAGAGGGAAAUGCUCCUUAAAAUCCCAGAGAACGUCCAGCCAGAGACUAUGUUUCCUUUGAAAAUAGCCCAGGACUUUGAUAUAGGGAGCAACGCUGUUCAGAACUACACAAUCAGCCCCAAUUCCCAUUUUCAUGUGGUGACUCACAAUCGCGGAGAUGGCAGAAAAUAUCCAGAACUGGUUCUGGAUAAAACGCUGGACCGAGAGGAUCAGCCCGAGUUCAGUUUAACGCUCAUGGCGCUGGAUGGUGGGGUUCCGCCCAGGUCCGGAACCUCAACAGUACGCGUUGAAGUCCUAGACAUCAAUGAUAAUGCUCCUGGAUUUUUACAGUCGCUCUAUGAAGUACAGAUUCCUGAGAACAGUCCCCUUAAUUCUUUGGUUGCUGUCGUCUCUGCCCGAGAUUUAGACGAGGGAAUUUAUGGGAGUGUAGUCUAUUCUCUAUUCCAAAGCAAUGCCUUUACGGAGCCAUUUGUAAUAGACGAACGAACCGGAGAAAUUCAUCUGAAAAGAGCAUUAGAUUUUGAGGUAACUCGAUAUUAUAACGUAGAAAUUUCAGCUACAGAUGGUGGAGGACUUUCAGGAAAAUGCACUGUGGCUAUAGAGGUGUUAGAUGUGAAUGACAACGCCCCUGAACUGACCAUGUCCACGCUCAGCAGAUCCAUCCCAGAAAACUCUCCAGAGACUGUAAUUGCCAUAUUCAGUGUUUUUGAUCCAGAUUCCGGGGACAAUGGUAGAGUAGUUUGCUCCAUCCAAAACGACGUCCCCUUUCUUUUGAAGCCUUCUUUCGAGAACUUUUACACCCUGGUCACAGAGGGUUCACUGGACAGAGAAAAGAAGUCAGAGUACAGCGUCACCAUCACGGUCACCGACUUGGGCACACCCAGGCUGAGAACCCAGCACAACCUAACCGUGCAGGUCUCCGACGUCAACGACAACGCCCCGACCUUCACCCAGGCCUCCUACACCCUGCUGGUCCCCGAGAACAACAGCCCCGCCCUGCACAUCGGCACCGUCAGCGCCACGGACAGAGACUCGGGCGCCAACGCCCAGCUCACCUACUCGCUGCUGCCGCCCCGAGACCCGCAGCCCGGCCUCGCCUCGCUCGUGUCCGUCAACGCCGACACCGUCUCGGCGCCCGAGGGCCCCUUUCCGGACCGCCUGGUGGACGUCGGCGGCGCUGGGACGCUGUCCCACAGCUACCGGUAUGAGGUGUGCCUCACUGGAGACUCUGGUACUGGUGAGUUCAACUUCCUCAAGCCACCAUUUCCCAACCUCCUACCCCAGGGUUUUGGGGAAGAAACAGAAGGAAAUGCUGUUGUCCGGAAUAGUUUUGGGUUCCAAUAGUGAUCUGAUAACUAUGCAGUGUUUUUUGCACGUAUCCCUAAAUUACAAAGAUAUAGAAGUGUACAUAAACAUUUCGCCUUCAGACAUAGCUUUGAUUUUUCUUGUAAUGGAUUUUUCUGUUGAAUUUUAUCUUCAGCAGUUUGCAAAAUUCCACUUUUUAUCAUGAUGCGAGGGAUAGAACCCAUGACCCAAUUUGUUUGUACCUUAGCACUGAAUUGUCCCCCAUUCAAUUCUACGUAUUGCACUCAUUUACAUAUUGUUAUUCCAAAUUAUUAUUGUUAUCCCAAAUCCAUGUGAGCUGUUUGCUUUCCUGAGAUUUGUUUUAUCUUCUUGGUAUUUGUUUUCAUGAGCCAUCUUAAUAAAAUCA